AUGACACUUUCUAUUGAGGAAGAGUUGCUUUCUCUUGAACAAUUUACAUCCAAUGUUAGGGUUCUUGCUAUUGAUCAUGAUAUCAAUAUUCUCAAUACUAUUGAGAAAAUGUGCUCUCAAUUCGAUUAUCCAGUUAAGACAUGCACCAAAGUUUCUGAAGCCUUAAAUCUUUUGAACAAAAAAAAAGAUUAUUUUGAUGUGGUAGUGAUUGAAGCUCAAAUGCCCGACACGGAUUCUUAUGAUUUUUUGAAACAUGUUAUACAACAAUUUAAUAUCCCUGUCAUUAUGAUGUGUGCUAAUGAUUCAAGAAGUGUUGUGAUGAAGGCUGUUAUAAACGGGGCUUGUGAUUCUUGGAUCAAACCAUUGAGUGAGGAUCAAAUCAAGUUCAUAUGGAAACAUGUUGCAAUGAAAGUUUUUAAUGAAACAAAAAAGCUAGAAAUUAAUGAAAAAUUAGGGGUUGAAGUAAAGAAAGAAUUAGAGAAAGAUGAUUCAAAAUUGCCAUUAAUUGGUGCAACAAGAGAAAGAGAGGUCGAAAAUAGUGACACAAAAGAGAGUGUUGUUGAAGAGGGCAAAGAUAAACAUGAAUCUCCACCUAAGAAAGCACGAGUUAUAUGGUCACGAGAAUUGCAUAAAAAAUUUGUCAAUGCUCUAAUGGAUCUUAACAUUGAUAAUGCAGUACCAAGAAAAAUUCUAGAAAAGAUGAAAGUGCCUGAAUUGACAAGAGAGCAAGUUGCUAGUCAUCUACAGAUGCUUGUUGCAUGA
This is a messenger RNA of Trifolium pratense (red clover), 762 nucleotides long. Its product is annotated as two-component response regulator ARR2-like. Gene Ontology annotation, biological process: phosphorelay signal transduction system; cytokinin-activated signaling pathway. Lineage: Eukaryota; Viridiplantae; Streptophyta; Magnoliopsida; Fabales; Fabaceae. Gene Ontology annotation, molecular function: DNA binding. The record is from RefSeq and is a predicted model, not a curated record. The transcript has 5 exons. Bases 1 to 762 code for a protein of 253 amino acids.